CCACCUCGCUCUCCUUUACGGGAAGUGAUGUGGGGCCAGACGGAAAAUACCCGCCAAGGACCCAAAAAAGGCCAGCAGCGGUGGACGCCGAGGGCAGGGGCACAACUGCGGUGGGGCCAGGACCUCCAGGCCGAGGCAGGUGAAUCACUGAGUGCUUCAUUAUGUCUGAUGGAGAUUAUGAUUACCUCAUCAAGUUUUUAGCUUUGGGAGACUCUGGAGUAGGGAAGACCAGUGUACUUUACCAGUACACAGAUGGUAAAUUUAAUUCCAAAUUUAUCACGACAGUGGGCAUCGAUUUUAGGGAAAAGAGAGUGGUGUACAGAGCCAAUGGGCCAGAUGGAGCCAUUGGCAGAGGCCAGAGAAUUCACCUGCAGUUAUGGGACACAGCUGGGCAGGAGAGGUUUCGUAGUUUGACAACAGCAUUCUUCAGAGAUGCUAUGGGUUUUCUUCUACUUUUUGAUCUGACGAAUGAGCAAAGUUUCCUCAAUGUCCGAAACUGGAUAAGCCAGCUACAAAUGCAUGCAUAUUGUGAAAACCCAGACAUAGUGUUAUGUGGAAAUAAGAGUGAUUUGGAAGACCAGAGAGUAGUAAAAGAAGAGGAAGCCAGAGGACUUGCUGACCAAUAUGGCAUACCCUACUUUGAAACUAGUGCUGCCAAUGGGACAAACAUAAGUCAGGCGAUUGAGAUGCUCCUGGACCUGAUAAUGAAGCGAAUGGAACGGUGCGUGGACAAGUCCUGGAUUCCUGAAGGAGUGGUGCGAUCCAAUGGCCACACCACUACAGAUCCAUUAAAUGAAGAAAAGAAGGGGACAUGUGGUUGUUGAAAACUCAAGUGUGCGGCACCAUAUUUCAGAUGGCCCGUGUCUGUGACCUUCCCUAUGGCUGACACAAGGCACAGUGAGAUUAAUAGGUUUGUGUACAAACUGCUUUUCCUCAUCUCCCUUAGACCUACUAACUAAGCAUCCAGUCUUUAAUUUGUUGCAGCUUUGUAAACAUUUAAGAUUCAGCCUGAGAUUUAGGAAAAAUAUUUCACAGAGCCAAAAGUGCCUUUUACAACCUUAGCCCAUGAGAGUAAAUCAUUCAAGAACUGGUAACCACAGAAGAGUGUAUUACACGGAAAAUACCACCUGCCUUAAUGCAAAUAGACCUAGAGUCUCACAUUAAGAUCUUAGGUAUAGUUAUGAAAUAAUCACAGUUUUGAAUCCAAAUUUACAAACUCCUACCAUAGGUAACCUUCUAAAAUCGCCAUUUUAACCACUUGAAUGUUAAAUAAGAAUAUAAAUACACAUCAGAUUAGUGUCUUUGAGCAUUAAUUUGAUUAAGCAUUCCCUUUAACAUGAAUAGAGGGCAAAUCAUGGCAGAAUCUAUAGAUCCUGGAUAAACUGGAUUGAUGAUAAACUGAUCGUGACUGUAGACUCAUUAUGAUUUUUGUUGGUUGGAAAAGGGUUGGGGUUCGAGGCAGAGGUGGCUUAAUUAGUAUGAGCAAGUAAAGCUACAUUCCCAUUGCUCUAAGGACCAAUAGAAGGAUCAGGAACUAGAUUUCACAGCUUCAGUGCAUUUAUAGUUGGCCUGUAUCCUGGGCACAUCUGAACACGGCUGGUGUUUAUUCUGUAUAUGUGAUAAGUAAAUAUUUAGCUUGUUUUUCUUCAUAUUUAUAAUGUUGGUCUGGCAUCCUCUGACUGCAGUUUCAAUUAGCUUAUAGACUACUAAUCUUCUAUCUUCACCAUUAGGCUCUGUAUGGUUGAUAUUUGCAACUUGUUUUAUUUUUUCAUUGGUGCAAUUGAAGAAAUUUGUUUUUAAUUGUGUAGAAUGUCUGUUUGCUAUUUGUCAGAAGAUAAAUGGAUUUGUAUUCUAGUUCAAUCUAAGAGAAACUGAAGUGUUCUAUAGCUUGUAUUUUUCACUGGGAUCAUGGGUGUUUACUGUACUUGCUCGGUCUUGCCAAGAUCAUGUAUUCUGCUGUCUUGCCAAAGUGUCUUCAUACCAAAUUAAAGGUGGUUUUAAAAUAUA
This is a messenger RNA of Marmota flaviventris (yellow-bellied marmot), 2007 nucleotides long. RefSeq names its product RAB27A, member RAS oncogene family (gene Rab27a). The record is from RefSeq and is a predicted model, not a curated record. Lineage: Eukaryota; Metazoa; Chordata; Mammalia; Rodentia; Sciuridae. Gene Ontology annotation, molecular function: GTPase activity; GTP binding.